Molecule: messenger RNA, 492 nt
Organism: Ipomoea nil (Japanese morning glory)
Lineage: Eukaryota; Viridiplantae; Streptophyta; Magnoliopsida; Solanales; Convolvulaceae
Product: copper transporter 1-like
Exons: 1
Coding region: 22-462 (146 amino acids)
Biological process (GO): intracellular copper ion homeostasis; copper ion transmembrane transport
Cellular component (GO): plasma membrane
Molecular function (GO): copper ion transmembrane transporter activity
Source: RefSeq, a predicted model, not a curated record
UCUCACAGUUUAUUAUUGAAAAUGUCGCAUGAACAUAGUACAAUGUACAAUAACGGUACGAUGAUGGACAUGGGCGACAUGUCGGCGGCCAUGCAUAUGAGUCUGUUCUGGGGCAAAGAUGUGACCAUUUUAUUCGACGGAUGGCCGGAAAACCGCCUGGGCAUGUACAUACUGUCUUUGGUGUUCAUCUUCUGCCUCGCUUUCAUCGUCGAGGUGUUGUCUGCCUCUCCUCUGACGGCGGCGCCCAUGCCGCCGCUGAGAAGCCCGGUGGUUGGUGCCGCUAUUUAUGCCGUUCGCGUCGCUCUGGGCUACUUGGUUAUGCUGGCCGUCAUGUCUUUCAACAUUGGAGUGUUUGUCGUGGCGGUGGUUGGCCAUGCUUUGGGCUACUUUUUAGUCAAGUUUCGGGCGCGAGCCGCCGCUCCUCCGCCGGAGACUACCUCCGACAACACUACUAAAGUUUAAUGUGUUUGUGGUAAUUAAUCGGUAAAUAUA